ACACGCACGCACGCACACACACACACACACACACAAAGCGCGAGACGACCCUACAGCGAUGGAGAAACUGGUGACACCGGAGCCGCACUACAUCCCGGGCUAUGCAGGUUACUGUCCACAGCUGAAAUAUCACAUGGGGAAGCCAUACAGUCAGCUCACAGCUCAUCUCCUGACCUCGCCGGAGAUUUCACACUCCCCGAAACUGGUGCUGAGUUCAGGAUUGUCAUUGUCUGCAGAAAGGGACAUGGGGGCGAGGGAGGAGAUCUGGAGGAGGGGAACAAGACAGUGCAAUACGCCUCAGAGAAUGAUACCAGGCUACACAGGUUUCAUCCCCAGAAUUCAGAAUUAUUUCUCAAAGACGUACGCAGAGACGUGUCGAGAAGCAAUUAGUGAAUUUGAUUCAGAUCAGAAGGUGAGAAUUCGGCCAGCUACAACUGACAAACUACCUGCGGUCGACCGAGCAUUUCCAGACAUCAAGCCACGGAAACUGAACACUCCUUUGGUGGCCAUCUCUAAAGAAGCGAUUCCCUAUAAAUCCCUGGACUGCUGGAGACCCCUGGACUCUCCAUAUUCGAUGGACGACAGCAACCCACAUAAGUACUUCAUUUCAGGGUUUGCUGGAUACGUCCCCAGAGCCAGGUACCUGAUGGGUUCCAGCUUUCCCAUCACCACCAAUAAGGCGCUUAUCCAGUUUGGCAAGCAGAUGAAGACGAGUCACAGUGCGCUCGGCCUGACAAGAGAGAGAGAUGACAAUCUGGUCUCAGCACCUAUCAUCUACCCCACACACCGUGGCCUGCUGCCCCGCUACACUGGACAUGUACCAGGAUACAAGUUUCGAUACGGACAGACGUUCGGGCAGCUCACCAGCAACUCUCUGGAUGUGAGCGGCACACGCAGGAAGAUCGACACUGAGUGAGGGAUGACUCAUAGAGCUUUAGAUGGACCCCAGCAGCUGGUCUGAUCACCAGCACACAGGAAAAAUAUCACAAGAAUCAAAAAUAUGAUUAACAUAAAUGGAAAAAUGCAGCAUGGA
Tachysurus fulvidraco (yellow catfish) is the source of this 1033-nucleotide messenger RNA. RefSeq names its product family with sequence similarity 166 member B (gene cimip2b). Bases 59 to 916 code for a protein of 285 amino acids. The record is from RefSeq and is a predicted model, not a curated record. The transcript is spliced from 6 exons. Lineage: Eukaryota; Metazoa; Chordata; Actinopteri; Siluriformes; Bagridae.